Vigna umbellata (rice bean) is the source of this 1302-nucleotide messenger RNA. NCBI's taxonomy places the organism in Eukaryota, Viridiplantae, Streptophyta, Magnoliopsida, Fabales, Fabaceae. The record is from RefSeq and is a predicted model, not a curated record.
GUCCUCAUUCUGCAGAAGCUGUCUAGGGUUUUCUCCUUCAUCCGUUGGAAAUUGCAAAAAAUCUGUUUAUGUGAGAUGUUCCCUUCUUCUAAUUACACCUCCUCGGGCUCUUACCCUCGUUUCCCUUCUUCGUCUUCUUCUGCUUCGCCCUACCCUUCUUUCACUUUCCUUCACCCUGAAAAUUCUUCUGCCAGCACCACCUUUCUCCAUGAUCCACUUUCUGUUACCUUCAUACCGACUAAUUAUCAUGCUCCGAUUCCUGAAACACUGGCCAAUUGGGCAGUUGCAGAUUGUGCCGCUGCGGCAAUGCUCAAUCAGGAUCUCGGUGGUGCCCUUUAUGGCAUCACCAAGAAACCUGCGAAGAAAACGGCCAAGAAAGACAGGCACAGCAAGAUUCACACUUCUCAGGGCUUGAGGGACCGGAGGGUGAGGCUGUCCAUUGAGAUCGCACGCAAGUUCUUCGAUCUUCAAGACAUGUUAGGGUUUGAUAAAGCCAGCAACACCCUUGACUGGCUCUUCACAAAGUCUAAGAAGGCGAUUAAGGAGCUAACUCGAAGCAAGCACAGUGCUGAUAGCUUCGAAUUCUCCUCGUCUUCGGAUGGUGAAGUGGUUUCUGUCAUCCACCAAGACCAACGACAGCAACAAGGGAUGGACUUUGAAGAGGGGAAGUUGAAAGAAGCUGCCUAUUGUGUUAAAGCAAAGAUGAAGGAAUCAAGGGAAAAAGCAAGGGCAAGAGCAAGAGAAAGGACUAGUUGCAAGAUACUGUGCAGUGGUGAAGGGAAGGUGCAAGAGUUGAAGAAAAAGAGCCCUGCAACUGAAAACCAUCAAAUCCUGAACCAAUUAAGGUCACCCCUUCAACUUCAUCCUCAAGAUGUAGAUGGAGGAGUGCCAAGAGAUGAUGACUUCAACGUUAUUGAGGAAUCCAUUGUCAUCAAGAGAAAGUUGAAACACUCUCUGAUGUCUUCCAUUCAUCACCAAAACGCUGUGAUCCCUAAGGAAGCAAGUGUGAACAACAGUGACUACCACUCCUUCCCCAAUUUGUCGCCAAAUUGGGAAGCUAAUAAUGAUGCCAAUGGACGCUCCACCUUUUGUGCGAUAGCCAGCAUGAAUCUAUCUGCAGGGCUUCAAAUUUUUGGAAAAUCUUGGGAGGAGUGCACCAAUCCUCAUCCUACCUAAUAUGUUAAAUUUCAGUAUUAUCCGAUGAUUGUCCCUAGUGUUUUGCAAGGAAUACCAUGAUCUUGGAGGAAUCUUUCUGUGUUUUCUACCAGUAACUUUUGUUGUCCUAUAUUUCUUUUCCAAAAU